Boleophthalmus pectinirostris (great blue-spotted mudskipper) is the source of this 6307-nucleotide messenger RNA. Its product is annotated as mucin-like protein. Bases 1 to 5805 code for a protein of 1934 amino acids. Lineage: Eukaryota; Metazoa; Chordata; Actinopteri; Gobiiformes; Gobiidae. The record is from RefSeq and is a predicted model, not a curated record. Gene Ontology annotation, molecular function: calcium ion binding. Gene Ontology annotation, biological process: cell-matrix adhesion. The transcript has 24 exons.
AUGAGUGUUUGGAGUGAGGUGAUGAAGGCUGAGGGCCAGGUAAGCUCCGGAGAAGCGGUGAGGUUUCUGCUCCUUUUCCUCUCUUGUCUAAGUCUAUGUGAAGCAGUAUUGGACGCAAAGGAAUGCGCAAAAGCAGGCGUGCUGUGCCACCCUCAGGCCGACUGUCUCAAAGUGCAGACCGACUAUGUGUGCGUGUGCCAAAUGGGUUAUCAGGGCGACGGGACGGUGUGCAGUGACAUCGACGAAUGCUCCAGUGGACUCAACAACUGCCACUCCAAAGCCCGGUGCAACAACACUUUAGGAAGUUACGUUUGUGAAUGUCUAAAAGGAUACACAGGAGAUGGACAAAACUGCCAAGAUAUUGACGAAUGUAUUAAGGAGAACGGAGGUUGCCACGAAUAUGCCAUUUGUACCAACACUGAAGGAGGGAGGAAAUGCAGUUGUAAAAAUGGAUUUACCGGGAAUGGUUUUUUAUGCAAUGACAUCAAUGAAUGCGCAAGUCAGCGAACAUGUCACUGGAACGCAACCUGUACGAAUAACCCUGGAUCUUACGUCUGUACCUGCAAUCCAGGUUAUAAAGGAAAUGGGAACUAUCUUUGCUUGGAUGUUGAUGAAUGCUCAGAAACGCCUCAGAUUUGCUCUUUGUCUCUUGGCUAUAAAGGCUGCAAAAAUCUACCGGGGACUUUCCAAUGCACCUGCAGCACUGGGUUUGAAAGUAACGGACAAAUAUGUGAAGACAUUGAUGAGUGCACUACCCAGAGGUGCAGCUCGUACGCGCUUUGUGAGAAUACAAGAGGGUCAUUCACGUGCACGUGUAAGAAAGGUUUUGACGGAAAUGGGAUGACCUGUGUUGACAUAAACGAAUGCGUCGAUGGGUCAAACAACUGCGAUCCGAACGCCGCUUGUAUCAACCGACUCGGAACGUACGAAUGUUCCUGUCGCGAUGGUUUUCUCGGCGAUGGGCGAAAAUGUGACGACAUAAAUGAAUGCGAAAACCAGGACCUUUGCCCCUCUUUCACAGAUUGCGUUAACACACCUGGAUCAUACUAUUGUGACUGUGGAGUUGGAUACGUCUUCAAUAGUUCCAAGUGCAUAGAUGUUGAUGAAUGUGAAAAGGGACUGUGUAGCCCUUACGCUACUUGUCAAAACUCAGCUGGUUCUUUUAGAUGCCAGUGCAAAACAGGCUACAAUGGAGAUGGUUUUCGCUGUGUGGACAUAGAUGAGUGCUCACUGUCUCUUCAAUGCCACCCUAAAGCGAUCUGCCUGAACUUACCUGGCGCCUACAACUGCACUUGUGAGGCUGGCUAUAAAGGGGAUGGACUGACCAAAUGCGACGAUGUAGACGAAUGCUUAGCGGACAAUGGCGGGUGCAAAAACAAAGCAAGCUGCGUCAACACUGAAGGAUCUUUCUAUUGCGUUUGCCCUUCUGGAUUUUCACUGAUUAAUAAAACAACCUGCUUAGAUAUAAACGAAUGUGAGAAACUAGAAAACCCAUGCGGAGCGAAUGAAGAGUGUAAAAACAUUGACGGGUCAUUCGAAUGCAAUUGUAAAGCUGGAUACUACCGCCCUCCAAGUAGUAAAACUUGUGUUGACAUGGACGAAUGUGAAAACAACCCAUGCCACGUGAACGCGACAUGUCUCAACACCAUCGGUUCCCAUACUUGUACGUGUAUUCGAGGAUUUGAAGGCAAUGGCACCGUGUGUAAUGAUAUAGACGAGUGUUCAGAAGACGGGGGGACUUGCCAUCCUCACGCUACAUGUGUUAACUCCAUCGGCGGGUUUGCUUGCUCCUGUCUGCAAGGCUUCACUGGCGAUGGGAUCAUGUGCGAAGACGUAGACGAAUGUACCGAUGACCAGCUAUGCCCAAGUUUUUCAGUCUGCGUCAAUUCUCCUGGUGCGUUCGUGUGCUCCUGUUUGAAUGGGACACUGGUUUUGAACAACACAUGCAUCACCCCGAGUCAACAGUGCGACCCAUCCUGCCAUUCCCGGGGACUCUGCCACCCCUCGCCGUCCGGGUACCAGUGUGUUUGUGAUAAGGGGUAUGUGGGUUCUGGGGUGAGCUGUUCUGAUAUUGAUGAAUGCCGGCUGGACAGUGUCUGCCCCAAAAAUGAGACUCAGUGUGUGAACGUGCCCGGGUCGUACUCCUGUGUCUGUAAACAAGGAUUCACUCAAGUUGGCUCCAGCUGUUUUGAUUUAGACGAGUGUCUAACAGGACAAAAUGACUGCAGCAGAUUCGCCAAAUGUGUCAACACCGUCGGCAGCCAUCUUUGUUCCUGCCUCAACGGCUUCACUGGAGAUGGCAAAAACUGCUCAGAGAGUGUCCUGUUUCCUUAUGGAGAGGAGGUUGGAGAUGAAGCUGUGAUGAUCACAGACGGGGACGGAAACUCUCCGUACAUCACUCCUCCAGUCGACUUUCCUUUUCUCGGAAAGUCCUAUAAAAGGAUUUACUUUUCGGACAAUGGCCUGAUUCAGCUCCAGACUCCAGAUGAGAACGAGCAGUACCUCCUCCCUGCUCCCACGGGUGCUGCCUUCCCCAAACACAGGAACCUGUCUCUGUUGGCUGCGUUUUGGGAUGACGCGGACCUCAGCAACGGGAGAGGACGAGUGUUUUAUCAGGAGUACAGUGAGUUGGACAUGUCAGACGUUUACUCUCAGAUUGUGUUUAACCGCACAGCAGCAGAAGUCACAAAGUUUCAACAAAGACUCAACAAACCUGCGUUCACUCCGGCCUACAUCCUCAAGGUCACAUGGGACCAUGUCUUGCCCCCCGUCUACCAGAAACUCAACUUAGAGGAGACCAACACCUUCCAGUGCAUAUUGACCACUGACGGCGGCAGCUCAUUCGCUUUGCUGAAGUACGGGGACAUGCUCUGGGGCCCGGGACAGAGGCAGCACCACAACGCUCUGGUCGGCUACACAGACGGGACAAAUACCCAUAUCGAACCCACAGUCCCAGCUGACAACAUAUUCGGAAAGGGGGGCAGAUACCGACCCAACCAAUGGACAGGAACUCUGGGAAAACCUGGAGAACUGGUGUACGAUCUUUCAAAUCCGUCAGGCGCAAAUUCCGAUUCAAGAAUUAAGUGUCAAGAGUGGGCUUUGAAACAACCAGAUGCGAGCGAAUGGGCGUCUGGUCUACCGUCUUGUCCCUGUACAAAAACACAAGCACUCGGAGAUAUGUCGUUUAUCCAAGAAGUGCUGGACCAGACUGACAGAGUGGCUGCGCUGAGGCUCCAGAGAUAUGGAGGGGUGGGCGGUCACGUUUUUCGGUCUGUCCUGUCCAAUGCGUACGGAUCAGGGAAGAGGUGCGUGUACGAGCUAGAGGGGGAUUUGCUGACGGGAUACAGCGAGAGAUACUUCACUGCGACAGAAAGACAGAGACAUAUAGAUGAAGACCUGCUGCCGUUCCAGUGGUGUUGUAUCGACUCUCCUCUGUGCGACCUUUACCUUAGACAGCGCCCCCUGGACCGCUGCCAGGGUUACUGCUGGGCCGACCCCAGCAACUGCUCCACGACCAAGAAGGCGGGGCAGGGCGUCGCAAUGGUGUUUGGCAGUCUGCACUUCGUCACGUUCGAUGGGACAGAGUACUCUUUCAAAGCUUUGGGAGAGUUUGUGAUCGUUCGUCUCUCCUCGUUCACCGGCUCAAAUAUCUUCACUCUUCAAGGACAACAUGAGCCGCUCCAGUCAAACUUGAACCAGGUCUUCUCCCAGGUCCCAGCGGUGGUGCGCAUGGCCGCCUUCUACCAGGGCAUCGGGAAGGUGGAGUGGAGAUGUGCAGACGCGGGAGAUGGCCUUCAGCUUAUUGUGGACGAUGUUAAUAUCCCAGUCUAUGUUGGAGUGGUGCACGUUGGCCGGAGGGACUUUGCGGUGCGCUGUCUGUCUGUGAGCCACUGCGUGGCAGUCUAUUCUGGGGGGCUGCAUGUGUCCGUGAGGAGGGUCUCAGGGUACAGGGAGUUGGGGGCCGAGGUGGAGGUCCCUCAGAAGUUCUUUAACCGCACGGUGGGUCUGAUGGGACUGUGGUGCUCAAACCGAUCAGCUGACUUCCUCAUGUCAGACGGGAUCCUGCUGGUGCCCCCCAGCUUCAGCUCCCUCCCACAAGAUAAGAUAAACGCCUUUGGGAUGUCAUGGGCAGUCCCUGUACCAGAGUCCCUGCUCCUGUCUCCUCCUCCUGGACCCUUCACUCCGGUCUCGACUGAGAGCUUGCUCCAGAGCGCCUCCCCGGCCCAAGUCAGCGAGCUGAGGACGUUCUGCUCUGGGAACAUGCAGUGUGUUCACGACACUUUAGCCACUGGAGACAUGGAGCUGGGGGAGGAGGCUCGGCAGGCCAAGGAGAGGCACACGAGUAUGGCUCUGCUCUAUGGAAACAUGCCUCCCAUCGUGACAACCCCUCUGGAGAUCCGGGCCACAGUAAACAUCACAGUCCAGGUUAAACUCACGGCCCGGGACUCAAACGGAGACCCCAUCUCCUUCUCUCUGAUGUACCCCAGACCUCUGCGUGUCAAUCUGGCAGGGGACGGUGUGUUGUCUUGGACCCCCCUCAGUACCAGCCCUGUCCAGAUCCAGUUGAAAAUCAGCGACUCCACCUCCAGCACUCUGUUUGUGCCCACCAUCAAACUGUGCAACUGUGUGAACGGAGGGACCUGCCAGUUCAACACCCCCACAAAGAGCCACCUGCUGGGCAAAUUCCAGUUGGUGGCCUGUUUGUGCCGUAAAGGAUUUGGAGGGCAGUUCUGUGAAAAGCGUACUAACGUGUGUAAUGGGCUGCCCUGUUACCCGGGGGUGACCUGUGAGCCCCUCAGUCAACCCGACGAGUUCAACUGUGGGCCGUGUCCCGACAAAACUGUGGCCAAUGGAAAAGAGGGAUACAAGUGCUUUGAACAAGACUUCUGCGAGCCGCCUCACCCUUUCCCGUGUCACAAAGACGCCAUCUGUAAGAGUUCAAAGUCCAACUACACCUGCACCUGUAAACCUGGGUUCACUGGAAAUGGAAAGAACUGCACAGACAUCGACGAGUGUGCAAAUCUUAAGACGUGCCCCAAUGCAAAGUACGAGUGUAAGAACACACCUGGCUCUGUGGCAUGUGUCUGCAGAUACAAAGAUAGCAACCACAAUGACGGAUGUGGUGACUCUGCCAAUCCUCCAGGAUCAAAUGUUUUCAAAGUGUCACUGGGCUGGCAGCAGAACAAUGGACUCACGCAGCUGGAGAAUCUUUGGUCGUCUGGUUUUACGAAUAAGUUUUACAAUGCGAGUCAGAUCAACCCGAGCGAGUACCGUGUGAAUGUCUCCAGUGAUACUCCACACUGGUACAUACAGGAUUACAUGUCCCGGGCCAGCACCGAAUACAAGAUCCAGUCAGUCAACGUCGAAGACUUAGAUGAAUGUGCAACCAAAAUCGCGGUUUGUAAGGAGCCUGCCGUCUGUGAAAACACAUAUGGAGGUUAUAGAUGUGUCUGUAACGGUGAGGCCGAUGUGGACGAAAACCAGGAGUGUAUCCUCAAUGCCCAAGUCUCGUCCUCUAAAUCAAACCUGGACCUGAUUCUGGGGUUAGUUUUGGGGCUGGGGAUCCCGCUCCUGCUGCUGUUCCUGGCUCUGCUCGCCUACUGCUGCUACUCCAGGAGGAAGAAAGUCACCGGAGAUCUGCCACACUUAAUCCCAGAGUACCUACAGGACUACAAACCCCCUCCGUUUAACUACGAGGACCCGUCUUUACGUUACCUCCGGCACUGCAGCCCACGCCUCAUUGACAACAUCAUCCCCCGACAGAGAAUGAACCACAUGACUUAUAUGAACGACGUGAGGAGAUGACGGACACAUGCACUCCAAUGCACUGGCAUAUGGAGCUCUGCAGUGAUCGCCCACCACUUGGUUCCAGACAAUUUCCCAUUCAUUUUUCCCGUAGACUUUCAGAAAUAAACUAAUAAAAACAUGUAAAUACGGUUUGAAUGCUCACGUGUGGUAAUGAAGCCACAAAGCCUAUACUGAACUGCUAACUUAUAAAAACAUUUGACAGAAUUUUACGUUUUUAGUGUGUAUGUGUAUGUGUUUUUUUGUUUUGUUUUUGAGUUUGUCUAAAAGUCUAUGGGAAAAUGAAUGGGGAAUGUUCGGAUGAGGACUUUUGAGCUCCAUUAAGGUGCCAGCACUUUGUUUUAUAACCAUGAAAAGAAGAAAAUAUUAUUUAUACUUUAACAGCUAAUAUGUUUUGUGUCCUACAAUUUUAUGUAAUAUAUUUUUCAGAUGGAGGGCAGGGGACUAUAUAUAUAUAUAUAUAUAUAUAUAUAUAUACAUAUAUAUAUAUAAUAAUAUAUAA